Molecule: messenger RNA, 510 nt
Organism: Triticum turgidum subsp. durum (durum wheat)
Lineage: Eukaryota; Viridiplantae; Streptophyta; Magnoliopsida; Poales; Poaceae
Source: the annotation of a GenBank genome assembly
AUGGCGAGUUCCUUUCCCACCCCGACCCUCUUGACGCCCAAGCUGUCCCUGCCACCGCUCGGUCCUUCGCGCCGCAACGCUGCCGCUGCGGCUGCCCCGUGGCCGCAUCGUGGGCGGAUCACCGCGACUACAGGAGGCGAUGCUGCCGCAGCAGUAGCGACGACAGAGGAGGAAGCAAAGGCCAGGAAGGAGAGGAGGAAACGAUGCCUGAGGUGCGGCGUCCUGUACCUGGACGAGGAGAACUCCCCUGCUGCCUGUGCCUUCCAUGGCCACAUCACCGGUGAGAAGGGGCUGUUUUCGCUGUCGCCGCCGCACCAGGGGGUCGACGGCGAGUGGAACGACAAGAGCGGGGUCAUUGUCUACAGGUGGAACGAGCAUGGCGACCGCCCCAACACCGGCCGUGCCAACUGGAAGGGAAGGUGGAGCUGCUGCCAGGAGCGGGACGAGGAAGCGCCGCCGUGCCGCCGUGGGUACCACGUCUCCUACGACGAUGGCUUCACUCUCUUCUAG